AUGUUGAAGUUGGGCAUUGAGUUAGAUACUGUAACACUCUCCACUUUGAUCAAUGGACUUUACAUUGGUCGUAAAAUAGCUAAAGCUGUAAGGUUGUUUGAUGACAUGGUUCAAGAAGGUGCAUACAACACUGUCAUUAACAGCCUUUGCAAGGACAAACAUUUAACUGAAGCUUUGAAACUUUUCUCAGAAAUGAAAGGUGAAAUGGAUGCAACCAGAAAAUUAUUCAAUUCAAUAACUAACAAGGGUUAUGUACCUGAUGAAUUUACUUACAACAUCAUUAUCAAUGGAUAUUGUAAAGCUAAAAGGAUUGAUGAGGCAAUGGAACUCUUUCAUGAAAUGACUCGAAAUAGAUUAACCCCUGAUGUUGUUACUUACAGCACUCUUAUAAGUGGCAUGUCACAGGUUGGGAGACUUGCAGUUGCAUAA
This is a messenger RNA of Durio zibethinus, 429 nucleotides long. The record is from RefSeq and is a predicted model, not a curated record. NCBI's taxonomy places the organism in Eukaryota, Viridiplantae, Streptophyta, Magnoliopsida, Malvales, Malvaceae.